This is a messenger RNA of Symbiodinium pilosum, 2229 nucleotides long. The record is from the annotation of a GenBank genome assembly. Lineage: Eukaryota; Dinophyceae; Suessiales; Symbiodiniaceae.
AUGUCAUGGAAUAUAUGGCCCAGCACCAAGCUGGAUGCCACUCGUGUCAUCGUGCCGCUGGGAUGCCUCUACACCCCUCUGAAGGAGACAGAAGGCCUUCAGCUUGUGGAGUACGAGCCUGUCAUUUGCAAGGGGCGAGACUGCGGAGCUGUACUCAACCCUUUUUGUUAUGUGGACUUCCACUCCAAGAGUUGGACGUGCCCAUUUUGCCACACUCGAAAUCGUUUUCCUCAGCAUUAUGCAGAUCACAUAACGGAAACGAAUCUACCGGCAGAGCUCCUGCAGAUGUGCUGUACUAUCGAGUACAUCAUCCCGUCGGUUGCCUGCCAACCGCCUGUCUUCUUGCUAGUCUUGGAUACUGCUCUGAUCGAAGAAGAGCUUGAUCAAGCAAAGGACUCGCUACAGCAGUCCCUAGCCAUGAUGCCUCAGAAUGCCUUGGUGGGUUUCAUCACCUUUGGUGCAAUGUGCUACGUCCACGAGUUGGCGUCCACUACCUUGCCAAAGGCCUACGCAUUUCGGGGUGGAAAGGAGUACACUGCGCAGCAGGUGGCCUAUCAGCUCGGCUUUGCGCUGAAAAAUGAUCCUAGAGGGACCAUGGGGGCACAAGCAGCGAGGAGAUUCCUGCUACCAGUCGCAGACUGUGAGUUCACAUUGAAUUCUCUGCUUGAUGACCUUUCCCGGGACGCUUGGCCACUAGGUGGCCACGAUCGCCGACCUUACAGGUGCACAGGAGCCGCAUUGAGUGUAGCUCUGGGACUCGUGGAAGCUACGUGCCCUCAGGGCAGCGUCCGCGUGACUCUGCUGGUCGGCGGCCCUUGCAAUGUCGGCCCAGGAAUGGUCGUUGGGGAGGAGCUUGCAGAGACCAUAAGAUCUCAUUUAGACCUUCAGAAGGAGACACCCAAUGCCAAGCACACGAAGAAAGCGCUAAAGUUUUACGCUUCGCUUGCCUCAAGGGCUGUAGCUUGCGGCUUCGCGGUCGAUAUUUUUGCGUGCUCCCUCGAUCAGGUUGGUCUCUAUGAGAUGAAGGUCAUUUCUGACAAGACUGGUGGCUACAUGGUCAUGAGUGACUCCUUCAGCAUGCAUGUCUUCAAGGACUCUUUCCGGAAAAUUUUCGAGCCUGACGAGACGGGCUACUUGAAGCUUGGCUUCAAUGCCAAGAUAGAGGUGUUCACAUCCAGGGAAUUCAAAUGCUGUGGCGCAGUUGGUGGUCUGUCGUCUCUUGGCAAGAAGGGGCCGUGUGUUGCAGAAACUGAAAUUGGUGAAGGCAACACGUGCCAGUGGGUUGCCGGCUCCCUCGACCGCAACACAACCAUCGGUUUCUACUUUGACAUUGCCCAGGCCGCCACUGCAGCCGCCGGGAAGCAAGCCUUUUUGCAGUUCCAGACUUGCUACCUGCAUCCUUCGGGCAGGAAGCGCCUGAGGGUAACCACGGUGUCCCAUCGGUUCACCGAUGCGCAGAUGAGCGACAUCCAGCAAGGUUUCGAUCAGGAGGCUGCAGCAGUGCUCAUGGCCCGCUAUGCAGUCUUCAAGUGCGAGAAUGAGGACCCUUUGGAUGUGCUGCGUUGGGUGGACCGCAUGCUCAUCCGUCUCGUCUCAAAGUUUGCUGAUUAUCGCAAGGACGAUCCUUCCAGUUUCCACCUGAGCCCCGAGCUUUCUAUAUUCCCUCAGUUCAUGUAUCACUUGCGGCGGAGCAACUUCCUGCAGACUUUCAAUGCUAGCCCAGAUGAGACUGCGUAUUAUCGAAUGCUCAUUCUGCGGGAGAAUACCAUGAACUCUCUCGUGAUGAUCCAGCCUGCCUUGCUGCAGUACUCGUUUGACGAGGGUCCGCCUCAACCUGUCCUGUUGGACGCUACUUCCCUCAAGCCAAAUGUGAUUCUGUUGUUGGAUGCAUUCUUCCACGUCGUGAUCUGGCGAGGUGAGAUGAUCCAAGCCUGGUAUGAUGCAGGCUACCAGGAGAAGGAGGAGUACGCAAACUUCAAGGCGCUGCUGACAGCGCCCGCAGAAGAUGCGAAGCACAUUCUAGCAGACCGCUUUCCUGUGCCAAAGUUCAUUCAGACCAACGCUGGUGGAUCCCAAGCGAGGUUUCUCACCUCCAAGGUGAAUCCAUCGCAGACACAUAAUUCCGGAGCGGGGUGGGGCGGCGCGUCCGACUCCUCUGUAGUCAUCACGGACGAUGUUUCCUUGAAAGUCUUCAUGGAGCACUUGAUAAGGCUGGCGGUCCAAUCCUGA